AUGGGGGUUGUUCAUAUCGCUGCAUUAGCUGCUCUACCCAACCUAUUCACCCGUUUCUGUGCUCUUCAAGCCAAAUUUCUUCGUCGUGCUGAAACACUACCUUCAGACUCCCUGAUCAAAGCUCUUACCACGCAGCUGGACCUUUCCAAAGAAAAAACGACAUGGGGUGAGCUUCGUCGUAGUGUACUCUGGAAAAAGGCCCAAUUGCUGAAAGAACAUCAACCUUGGUUGAAGGACCCAUUAAAAGAAGCUUAUGUUCUACUAGGCUUGUGCAAACCUGUCUGGGAUCCAGUCUUACUACUUCCCUGCACUCGUUCAGAACGACGCCGCCUGAUCAAAUGGCGAAUUGCUUGGCUACCACCUACACCAUCAGUUGAGUGCCAAUGUGGCGCUAUCAAGGGUAACCGAAACCACAUGCUGAUAUGCCCCGCCACAAUCACUCUCGUUCAAAAACUCUGGUCUUUGAUGGAUCCUGCUCCUCCCUCAGAGGUUCAUCUCAUCGACUAUGCUCUCAACUGUCUCCCCAGGUCUUUCAAAUCGCCUGAUACGUGGUGCGAUUGGUGGCCGUGCUUGCUUGCCUUGCUACGUGCUGUUGAUCAAACCACCUCAUCCUACAAACUACCAGAAGAAAAAGCUCAUGGUCAAAUCCUCAUCGACCUUGCAGCAAAAUUCCGUGACACAAAACCAAACCGUCUCCACCGCAUCCCGCCGCCCACCCAAGAACCUCUUCCUGGUGAUCCGUUCCCUCAUCUUCUAUCCGAAAUUUCCACCGUUCCUCAUCAACCCCCUCCAUCUGUGCCCUCCCGAAAUUGUGCCUAG
Phycomyces blakesleeanus NRRL 1555(-) is the source of this 819-nucleotide messenger RNA. RefSeq lists its product as hypothetical. The transcript has 2 exons. The coding region runs from base 1 to 819 and encodes 272 amino acids. The record is from RefSeq and is a predicted model, not a curated record. NCBI's taxonomy places the organism in Eukaryota, Fungi, Mucoromycota, Mucoromycetes, Mucorales, Phycomycetaceae.